Molecule: messenger RNA, 870 nt
Organism: Cooperia oncophora
Lineage: Eukaryota; Metazoa; Nematoda; Chromadorea; Rhabditida; Trichostrongylidae
Source: the annotation of a GenBank genome assembly
AUGAACAUCUUACCGCAAAAGAAAUGGCAUGUGCGAACGAGGGAGAACAUAGCCAGAGUGCGAAGAGACGAAGCGAAAGCAGCCGAAGAGGAACAGAAUCGACUCGACAGGGCGAUUAAAGCUGAGAAUGAGCGACGACUGGAAGCACUUCGAGCUCAAGCGGCGAAGAAAACUGUUGACUUGGAACCUUUCACCUUACGGGCUUCAGCAGAAGCGUCGAUUUCUACAGAGACUGGUCAUGUUAAUCUUUUCCAGGAUCUCGAAGCUGCUGAACGCAACAAUUUUGGCCAAGGAAAUAAAGAGUAUGAAGAGGAAAAGCGAAAGGAGCAACAGGAAUUCGAUUCUAAAUUGGGCAUCCAGAAGUGCUUUGCUGAAGGCACCAAUGAGCUGAACAAAGUGCAAGAGUGGUAUGCAAAGGUUUCAAGGCCAUGGGUAAGGGAUGAACAAAAGGCAAAACCGAGCACGACAGUUGCACCUCGUGUAGCAGAAGUAGAGAAGGAAGAAGAAGUAGCAAAGAAGGAAAGGAAACAUCACAAAAGGCGACGAAGUGAAAGCAGCACCAGCGAGGAUUCUAGUGGUAAGUUUAUGAUUCCGAUAGGAGAAAAACAAAGAAAGCCAAGAAGGAAAAGAAAAAGAAGAAAAAGAAAAAGCACAAACAUCAUCACUCUUCGGACGAUGAGGAGGAAGUGGAUAUAUGUGAACUGGAGAAUCGAGAAACGGAACAAGUUAGCAGCACUUAGAGAGGAAAGAAUCCGGCGAGAACGUGCCGAGCGGCAUCGUACUCAACAACUUCUCGAUCCGAAGAAAGCAACGGCGCCACCAAAACAAAAGUACAAUUCAAUGUUCAAUCCGGAACUGUGUAGAAAGUGA